AUGGUGAGUUUAAAUUCUGGUUUAGCCUCGUAUCAUAAUAAUGGUGAGUUUAUAUUCUGGUUGAUAGGGAACUUAGAGUACACUUCGGCCCGAGGUUCGGCGAACGAUGCCCACGUGGACGAUGAGUGGGCCUGGGGAGAGCGGCUGUGCACACUCACCUUACUGCAGGACUGUUGUAUGACCUUUGAGAAGCGGUUUACAGCCAAGGGACUGAGCACACUAGUGCCCACGUGUGGGGACAACGCGAACAAGGCUUGCGCGGUGGUUUCACCAACACUCCUGGGGAAUACCCAGCACCCCAGGGGGGGUAGGUUGGCAGACUCAGACUCCGAUGGAUCUGUUGAGCCACGGGAGAGAAUGACUGACCAGCCAGCGCCGGGGGUGCGGGAGUCUGAUGCGGAGGUGGUGCAUUUCAUUGUUAACGUACAGCUGCCUCGGUGUUCCUUGAUAGUUAGCCAGGGCGACAUGAGACACAAGUGGACUCAUGCGAUCUUUAGGUGUGCGAGUGUGUCUGUGGUCAUGGUUGUGAGUGAGCUUGAAUGCGCCAUUGCGGUGGAUGUGUGUGGGUAUGAUCUAAUGUUUAUUGUGUUACGUUGCGAGGUUUAUCUCCUUUGAAGCACCUUGGCUUGUAUACACGUCG
Molecule: messenger RNA, 640 nt
Organism: Sphaeroforma arctica JP610
Lineage: Eukaryota; Ichthyosporea; Ichthyophonida
Exons: 1
Coding region: 1-615 (204 amino acids)
Biological process (GO): oxidative demethylation
Molecular function (GO): demethylase activity; oxidoreductase activity
Source: RefSeq, a predicted model, not a curated record